This is a messenger RNA of Notothenia coriiceps (black rockcod), 2266 nucleotides long. Its product is annotated as monocarboxylate transporter 7-like. Gene Ontology annotation, molecular function: monocarboxylic acid transmembrane transporter activity. The transcript has 5 exons. The record is from RefSeq and is a predicted model, not a curated record. Lineage: Eukaryota; Metazoa; Chordata; Actinopteri; Perciformes; Nototheniidae. The coding region runs from base 242 to 1879 and encodes 545 amino acids. Gene Ontology annotation, biological process: monocarboxylic acid transport; transmembrane transport.
GCUUGAGCCGGUAAAGGACUGCCAACACAGGCGGAGCAAGACUCACAGGAGAUAGAUGCGGCUGUCGAGCGAAAAUAAACCAAAAACAAUACCAGCUUUUCUAUUUGCCUUCAAUUAUUACUUGCUUAAAUAGGUAGCAACGUGACAAUGAAAUGACGACAAGAUAGGAAACGCGGCCUUGUUUCACCAGAAGGCUGCUUUUCUAACUUCUCUUGUCACCUGUCGGUGGCGUGCUGUUGCCAUGAGGGGGCCCUAUUUCCAGCGCUGUUUGGCUGCAAAUGUUUACCCAGAGGUACCUGAUGGCGGCUGGGGCUGGGCUGUGGCCCUGGCCUUCUUCCUUGUGGAGGUCUGCACCUAUGGGGCCCUGAAGAGCCUGGGUGUCUUCCUCCAGGAUCUGAUGGAAGAGUUUGGAGAGAGCAACAGCCGGGUGUCAUGGGUCAUCUCCAUCUGUGUCUUUAUCUUCACCUUCACUGGUCAGUCACUUCCCUCACAUACUCAGCCAUGCAGUGUUCCUUCCAUUUGGGCCAGUGGAUGUUAUGUCCCCUUCUCCUCUUCUCGUUUGUUUGCAGGCCUCGGCUACUGCUUCACCUUCCUCCCAACCGUCACCAUCCUCGCCCAGUACUUCUCCACACGGCGAGCCCUCGUCACCUCUGUCGCUUCCUCCGGAGAACCUUUCGCUAUAUUCGCCUUUGCUCCAGCUCUGACCACACUGAAGGAACACAUUGGCUGGCGCUACUGUCUGGUUGUCCUGGGAACCUUUCAGGCUUGUGUGAUUGGCUGUGGGCUUCUCCUUCGUCCAAUCAUUAUUGACCCGGAGCCUGUAGAGGAGCACCAUGAGUCAGACAAAGAGCAGCAGACUGUUUAUACGCUGGAGAAUGAGCAGACCAGGACCUCCAUCAGUUCAGGGGGGUCCCAGGGUUCAGAGGACUCCGGGGUCAACUCCCUCUUCACCUCCAGCUCAGACCUGAGGACUGCAGGAGCUGAGAGGCAGGCUCUGGUGGAGUGGGAGGUGAAGGACAAUGAGGACAAAGAGUCUUCAAUGUCCACACCAACCAUCCAAGUGAAGGAGAAGGAUGAGGGGGUGCUGGCAAAGCUGGAGGCGGGUCCUCUACAGCGUCCCAGCCCCAGCCCUAGACUCCUGGACUUCUCUGUGCUCAGAGACACGACCUUCAUCUGGUACUCCCUCUUUGGGAUGUUCGCCACGCUGGGCUUCUUCGCCCCGCAGCUCUACGUCAUCGAGCUGAGCAAGAGCCGGGGGGUGGAGCCCGGCCUGGCGUCCUACAUGCUCUCUGUGAUGGCUGUGGCUGAGAUCCUGGGCCGGCUGUCCAUUGGGGUGCUGCUGAGCAGGGUGCGCUGCAGGAAGACGCUGCUGCUGCUGGGCUGCGUGCUGCUGCUGAGCCUGGUGCUGCUGGCCUUCGCUGUGGUCUGGGAGUUCUGGGGUCUGGUGGUGUGCUGCGCCCUCUACGGCUACUUCGUGGGCACCGUCGGCUCCAUUCACAUCCCCAUGCUGGCUGAGGAGGAAGUUGUUGGUAUCGAGAAGAUGGCGUCCUCUGUGGGGGUGUACCUCUUCAUCCAAAGCUUUGCUGGGCUGGCAGGGCCGCCACUAGGAGGAGUGCUGGUGGACGUCACUCAGAACUACGGGGCUGCCUUCCUCUCCUCUGCGGUGGGCAUGGCUCUCAGCGGCGUCUGCCUGGCCAUGGUCGGCCCCGCCAAGGCCGGCAUGUGCCAGAGACAGAGGCCGAACAGAGAGGAAGAUAAGUGCACGCAGGAAGAGGACAAAAUGUCGCAGGACAGUGGACAGCCAGACUUUUUGGACGUGGACCCUGAGGACAGUUCACUCAGACAGACUGUGGAUCAGAACAACAAGUCUGUAAUGUGAAAAGCACGACAUCAGAGACGCUCACAUUCUGAAAAGCUUGAAGUCCCCUCUUUAGGAGAAGUUCCUCCUCUGAGACCAAAAGCAUUUCCCCCUAAAACUGUAGAACCACGACGAACACUGGCAGCCACCAAGGAUGGUUUAAGGAAUGCAGAAAUUCACAAUCACAAUUAUUUCUAGUGUCUCCAUACCAAGCCCACUCACGUCCUGCCUGUGUGAGCAGUCUGCGCAGAGGACCUUUUCUUAAUGCGUUUUACUUUGAUUCAAACAGUUUAUAAUGAUAUUAUGAUCUUUUUUUUUUAUUGAAUUGAAGGCCACCCCUGCCUGUUAAGUGCUGUGCUGCUUUCAUUAUGUAUUUUAAAUAAAAUAUGGCUUUAGUGGGGGAUUUUU